This is a messenger RNA of Gadus chalcogrammus (walleye pollock), 2960 nucleotides long. RefSeq names its product tetratricopeptide repeat domain 7B (gene ttc7b). The record is from RefSeq and is a predicted model, not a curated record. The coding region runs from base 51 to 2624 and encodes 857 amino acids. Lineage: Eukaryota; Metazoa; Chordata; Actinopteri; Gadiformes; Gadidae. Gene Ontology annotation, biological process: phosphatidylinositol phosphate biosynthetic process; protein localization to plasma membrane. Gene Ontology annotation, molecular function: protein binding. The transcript has 21 exons. Gene Ontology annotation, cellular component: plasma membrane.
CAGGGCAGACUGCCGUGCUCAGCCCGCACUCCCAUUAACCGCUCGGAAAAAUGACAGCACGGAAGUCUGGCUCUCGGCUAGAGACGGAGAUAGAAAGAUGCCGCUCAGAGUGUCAGUGGGACAAAAUACCGGAGCUGGUUCGACAGCUGUCGGCCAAAUUAAUAUCCAACGAUGACCUGGGCGAGCUACUUCUGGCAGAAUGUAAGCUCCAGACGUACCUGAAGGAGAACCCCAUUAAGCAAGGUGCCAGCCCAAGGGGACCCCGUCCCAAGCUGGUGGAGGUCAGGAAACACCUGACAGCGGCCCUGGACAGAGGGAACCUCAAGUCGGACUACCUGCAAGAGGCCAGCUUGCUGAUGGCUAAACUCUGCUAUGUGGAGGGAGAGUACAGAGAUGCCUUAGGGCACUAUGGCCGGGUUAGUUUGGACGAGCUACAGCUGGCCGGAGCGCCUGUCUACAGGCUGUCCAUAAUCGCAGAAUCCUACGCUACUAAAGGGUUGUGCCUGGAGAAGGUCCCGACAGCCUCUCCGUCGCUGUCCAAUAACAACACGGGGUCGCCGGUGCUGUCCAAUAGGAGGGCAAGUGAGCGGGACCAGGAAAUCAUCACCUGCUACGAGAAGUCAGGAGACAUCGCCCUGCUCUAUCUGCAGGAGGUCGAGAAGGCGUUGUCAGCCGGGAUGCAGAACCGCAGCCCUAAGCCGGGGCCCGCGGCCCACGACCAGGAGCUGGGCUACUUCCUUGAGACAGGCCUGCAGAGGGCCCACGUCAUCCACUUUAAAAACGGAAACUUAACACGGGGGGUCGGCCGAUUCAGGGAGAUCCUACGGGCCGUGGAGACCCGGACCACCCAGAACCUACGCAUGACCAUCGCCAGGCAGCUAGCAGAGAUCCUGCUGAGGGGGAUGUGUGAACAGAGCUACUGGUCUCCGAUGGAAGACCCGCCCACUGUGUCCCCAUUGGAUGACCCGUCACAACAAGGACACACCCACAGCAACAAGACCUACAGCCUCAGCCGCCGCCCGAGGAUCUACUCCGGAGAGAAUCUCUUUUGUCCUCAGGAAAACACUGAGGAGGCCUUGCUGCUGCUCCUCAUCAGCGAGUCCAUGGCCAACCGAGACGCUGUGCUGAGCCGGAUCCCCGAGCACAACAACGACCGCAUCAUCAGCCUGCAGUCUGCCUCCGUGGUCUACGACCUGCUCACCAUAGCUCUGGGGAGGAGGGGCCAGUACGAGAUGCUCUCUGAGUGCCUGGAGCGAGCCAUGAAGUUUGCCUUUGAGGAGUUCCACCUGUGGUACCAGCUGGCGCUGUCGCUGAUGGCGGCUGGCAAGUCGGCGCGGGCCGUCAAGGUCCUGAAGGAAUGCAUCCGGCUGAAACCCGAGGACCCCGUCAUCCCGCUGCUGGCCGUCAAGCUGUGCAUCGGACCCCUCCACUGGCUUGACGAAGGGGAAUGCUUUGCCAAGAUGGUGGUGGACAUGGGGGAGAAGGCUGCAGAGUUCAGGGCCAAGGGCUACCUGGCUGCCGGCCUGGUGUACAGCCUCAAAGCCACCGACGCAUCCCUGCGAGGCACGCAGGAGGAAUACCAGAGAAAAGCAUUGGGAGCGUUCCAGAGAGCACAGAGUCUAUCUCCCACUGAUCACCUGGCGUCUUUCUACCUGGCGCUGCAGUUGGCUGUCUCCAGACAGAUCCCUGAGGCGCUGGGCUACGUGAGGCAGGCCCUGCAGCUGCAGGGGGACGACGUCCACUCCCUCCACCUGCUGGCUCUGCUGCUGUCCGCCCAGAAGCACUACCACGACGCCCUGAACAUCAUCGAGAUGGCCCUCUCCGAGUACCCAGAGAACUUCAACCUGCUGUACACCAAGGUGAAGCUGGAGACCCUGUGUAGAGGACCGGAGGAGGCGCUCCUCUCUUGUAAACACAUGCUGGAGAUCUGGAAGAGCUUUUACAACCUCACCAACCCCAGUGACUCGGGGCGUGGCAGCAGUCUGUUGGACAGAGCCAUAGCAGACCGACGACAGCUCAACGCCAUGACUCUGCCUGACUUCAGCGACCCAGACACUGGUUCGGUCCACGCUACGUCCAUCGCGGCGAGCCGCGUGGAGCAGGCCCUCUCCGAGGUGGCCUCGUCCCUGCAGAGCAGCGCCCCCAAACAGGGACCCCUGCACCCCUGGAUGACCCUGGCCCAGAUCUGGCUGCAUGCAGCCGAGGUGUACGUGGGGAUGGGUAAGCCGGCCGAGGCCACGGCGUGCACCCAGGAGGCGGCCAACCUCUUCCCCACCUCCCACAACGUGCUGUACAUGAGGGGCCAGGUGGCCGAGCUGCGCGGCAACGUGGACGAGGCCAAGCGCUGGUACGAGGAGGCGCUGUCCAUCAGCCCCACGCACGUCAAGACAAUGCAGCGGCUGGGUCUGAUCUUACAGCAGCUCCAGCGCUACAGUCUGUCAGAGAAGGUGCUGCGAGACGCCGUGCAGGUCAACAGCACGGCCCACGACGUGUGGAACAGCCUGGGGGAGGUGCUGCAGGCGCAGGGCAACGCCGCCGCCGCCACAGAGUGCUUCCUGGCCGCCCUGGAGCUGGAGGCCAGCAGCCCCGUGCUGCCCUUCACCAUCAUCCCCCGGGCGCUAUGAGACGCGCACACACACACACACACACACACACACACACACACACACACACACACACACACACACACACACACACACACACACACACACACACACACACACACACACACACACACACACACACACACACACACACACAAAGCUGCAGUGUCACACCCAUGAGCUCAAACUGUGCGAGACGAUUUCACCUACAGCAAAAUUACACACACACACUCACACACACACACACACACAUACAAAUGCAUUCUUGACUGCCAGGCCAUCUUUAGAAACACAGAAAUACGAAGCUGAAACACAACGGCAUUCAGGAUGUGUUCUUAACCCGGCUGUGUCACCCUU